Wasmannia auropunctata (little fire ant) is the source of this 701-nucleotide messenger RNA. Its product is annotated as facilitated trehalose transporter Tret1-like. Gene Ontology annotation, biological process: transmembrane transport. NCBI's taxonomy places the organism in Eukaryota, Metazoa, Arthropoda, Insecta, Hymenoptera, Formicidae. Gene Ontology annotation, molecular function: transmembrane transporter activity. The record is from RefSeq and is a predicted model, not a curated record. The transcript has a single exon. Gene Ontology annotation, cellular component: membrane. The annotation marks the transcript as partial.
GAACUGCAGUUACGUCAUAUUUUAACGUUCAUAGUUUAACGUCUUUGGAUUUUUUCUACAUCUUUACAAUCGAGAUUUCUAUCACAAUGAAGGAUAAGGAGUAUAAUAAACCCGAUAUCAAAAUUAAAUUGUAUCUCAGACAAGUAUUAACAGCUUUAGGACCAUUGAUCGGAGUGUCCGUGUCCGGUAUGUCGAAUAGCUAUAGCGCGAUUCUUCUUCCGCAACUGAAGAUAAUUUCGACUAAUAACAGCGAAUCUUUAUUUGACUCUGCGGACGCGGAUAAUUUCGAAGUGCUCAGUAUUGAUCAAGAAUCAUGGAUCGCGUCAGCUGCGGUUCUACCGAUAAUUCCGGGAUGUUGGGUCGGUGGAUUCAUGGCAGAAAAACUCGGCAGAAAGACAUCAGUGAAGCUACUAUUUCCUAUCUUUUUUAUCGGCUGGAUGAUCAUCGGUUUCGCCAACAGCAUCGCAGUUUUAAUAGCGGGUAGACUCCUCUGUGGAUUCUGCGUCGGAAUUUUGGCAGCCAUGCGCUCGAUUUACGUGAGUGAAACAAGCGACCCUCUGCUACGUGGCAUUCUACUAGGGGCAUUCAACGUAACUCUUUCGGCCGGUAUAUUGGCAUGUCACGCGAUGGGAACUUGGCUGCAUUGGACAACCACCGCGUAUAUUUGCGGUGCGUUUUCCGUAAUCUGUUGGAUCGUCUGU